Molecule: messenger RNA, 1638 nt
Organism: Pseudozyma hubeiensis SY62
Lineage: Eukaryota; Fungi; Basidiomycota; Ustilaginomycetes; Ustilaginales; Ustilaginaceae
Exons: 1
Coding region: 1-1638 (545 amino acids)
Source: RefSeq, a predicted model, not a curated record
AUGACACUAGACGCAGCUCUCUUCACGCUGCAAUUUGUCAGGAGAAGGAACCAACCAUGGAUCGUCGACAUCUACCCCACGUCAACCGCGUCCAGCUCCAGCGGUGCACCGCCCGUACCCUCCAAGGAUUCGGCAAGCACCUCCAAACCCACCGCCUUCACAGGCACCAUCCCGGACCUCGCAGCUCAACGUGCGCUCGCGCUUGAGUCCACGAACUUCUCCGACCAGACUCCCAGCUACACACGAGUGCGAGCAAUGAAUCACACCCAGUACAGCACCAUCCUGCUCGACGGUCUCGUCAACGACUGCCUCCUCGCAUCGAUAUCACAGCCGUACGCCAACAACGCCAAAAAGAAACACAUCCUGCUCUACAGCCCGGACGCUGAAGUCGAGCUCGAGAAGCGCAGCAUGACAUUCCAACAGUCGUGGCGCUUCCACUUUGGCGACGCGGCAUCUAGCACUGCCGAGGAGUUUUCGUGGAAGCGAGAAGGCGGACCCUCCCGAGGCUCAUCCACACAAUCGGCGUACGUGUGCGAGGUCAUUCGCAGACCAGAUCCGAGUGUUCUGGCGGCGCAGUAUCGUCCUCCUGCCGUAAAAGGGAAACCGGGCACGCUGCAGUUGAUGGACUACAACAUCAAUCGUCUCGACGUGCAAGACAAGAAGGGGUUGGAGGUGGUACUUGUCAUGUCGUUGAGCGCGUUGUUGGAUCAGGAGUACGAUGAGAAAAUGGCUUCGAGAGGAGAGAGGAAUAUGUACAUCUGCAGUAGUGGCAUUCCGACGGAUUUGAGUACGCAGGGGUUUGCAGGCGCGUGGCAGGAGGCAGAGGCACGGCAUCGGUCCGAAUCGGCUGUCACGACCGGGUCUUUACAGGAUGGCGAUACCACCCAUGGUCUCCCGCGCGUUGCAAGCGAGUCCUCAGAUAUCGAUGCAGCGACCGCAGAUCGCAUCGCAAAUCUCGAACCGAACGAGCUGCUCAUCACAAGAUGGGGAUCCGUCGACGAGUACGUGCAGCACGCUCUCCAGCUGCUCAGGUCAGACGGGCAGGGACAGUCCAUGUACCUCAUCUACCUGCUCUCGCAUUCGCCCGAGACGACGCCAAAGGUGGUCCAGGUGGCCGCGGCGAUCAAGGCUGCCUACUAUCGACUGCCCGACGAUGCCAAGGGUACGGUGUAUGGACGACCCAGCACAGCGACGGCGGUGGAAGACGAGCUGUAUCAGUACGUUCAGACGCUCGAUGACGAGGAGGCGCCUGCUUCGGCCCCUGCCGAGACGACGCCGAAGAGGAGGAUAAUCAAGUUGGAUCCUCCGAGUCAGACUUCGAUGAGCUCGACUUCUCCGGCCGGAAGCCCUGGUCCGCGAUCGUCUUCGAUGGGCUACAAGCCGCCGAGCAAGCUUAAAGUCAUCUUAUCGAAAGAGAGGAUCGCCGAGCUCGAGCCGAAGAAGCACGAAAACCAGACAGUCACAGCGUCAGGUGCGGCUCAGAACACACUCAACGUACCAAUGAAGCCAAGCUUGCCGGGUCGACCGGUCUCUCCGCCGUCGCAGCAGCAACCGCAUCCGUCCAGCAGCACUUCAGCGCAGCACGACAAGCUGGGAAAAGGCAAAGCGCUGCUCUCCAAGCUCGGGUUGCAUUCCUGA